Portunus trituberculatus (swimming crab) is the source of this 4903-nucleotide messenger RNA. RefSeq names its product calpain-A-like. NCBI's taxonomy places the organism in Eukaryota, Metazoa, Arthropoda, Malacostraca, Decapoda, Portunidae. Gene Ontology annotation, cellular component: cytoplasm. Bases 132 to 1934 code for a protein of 600 amino acids. The transcript has 14 exons. The record is from RefSeq and is a predicted model, not a curated record. Gene Ontology annotation, molecular function: calcium-dependent cysteine-type endopeptidase activity. Gene Ontology annotation, biological process: proteolysis.
AUAAAAAAGAAACUAAAUAAACAUGGAAGCAAAAGAGAAGAGAAAAGAAGAGAAGAGAGGAGAGAGUGAGAAUUAGAGAGAGUGAGAGAAAGUGAGAAAGAAAGAGAGAGAGAGAGAGGGGAAGAUAAAAGAUGGGGUGCGGUGCCAGUCAGCCCUCCUCUCCCUCCUCUCCCUUCCUUCGCUCUCCCCGCUCCCCCCCUGGAAAGACAGAAGGAAGGGGAGUGGGCCUCACUAAUGGCAACGCUCCGGUGUCCGUGGCGGGGGAGGAAGUGCAGGUGGUGGAGGAGGCGCGGGAGGUGCCCAAGAGCAUGGAGAGCGGCGCCUUUGAACUCCCUGAGACUGACUUCGAGGAUGGUCGUCUGGGGAUCAUGACGCUCCCUACCUUCACCUUGCCACGCCCGCAGGAGGCCGAGGCGGUGGAAAACCUGAGGAACAGCCUGGCCCCGGAGGAACUGUUCACCGAUGACUCCUUCCCGGCGGACCCUUCAUCUCUCUUCCUGUCGGGACGCGCGGACGCAGAUGUGGUGUGGCAGCGACCCCAUGAGCUGGUGGACUCUCCCUACUUGUUCGUGGACGGUGCCAGUAGGAGGGAUGUGGUGCAGGGCGCGCUGGGAGACUGUUGGUUCCUGUCCUCGUGUGCCGCGGUGGCCAGAAAACCCAAACUGAUAGAGAGGGUGGUGCCCCCGGACCAGGCGCUGGACGGGGAGGGGUACACGGGGCUGGUGGUGUGUCGGCUGUGGCGUUUCGGGGCGUGGGUGUUGGUGGUGGUGGACGACAGACUGCCCACCAAGAAUGACAUGCUCAUCUUUGCACGCAGCACUCACCCGCAGGAGUUCUGGGUGGCGCUGCUGGAGAAGGCCUAUGCAAAGCUGCACGGGUCCUACGAGGCUCUGGAGGGCGGGCAGAGCAUGGACGCGAUGGUUGACUUGACGGGUGGGCUGGCGGAGCGCUUUGACCUGGAGGACACGCCGGACAAGAGGCGCUUCUUCAAAUUGCUCAUGACGGCAUCCCGCGGCGGCGCCUUCAUCACCGCCUCCAGGAAGAAGGAUCAACCGUAUGACACUCAGUGGUUGAACUGCGGUGACUGGCGGCUGGCGUAUCGCACGGACGAGCACGGGCUGGUGGAGGGGCACGCCUACACAGUGUCGGGCGUGGCCACCGUCAGUCACGACUCCCUGGGGCCCGUUAGUCUGGUCAGAGUGAGGAACCCUUGGGCCAACGCCGCGGAGUGGACUGGCGCCUGGGCUGACGGAGACGAGAAGUGGUGCGGCGUGGACUCUAAGCAGAAAAAUCGGCUUGGGGCGGGUCGGUCGAGCUCCUCUCUGCGGGACGGUGAGUUUUGGAUGAGUUAUGAAGACUUCUGUGACCAGUUCGAGGAGGUGACCGUGUGCACACUGGGCCCGGACUACGACCACGACGGCACGGUGGACGCUGUGGGCCAGGUGAAGGCCAUCAGAGGGGAGUGGGUGGCCGGCAGCACAGCGGGGGGAAGCAGGAAUGACUUCGAAAAGUUUGCCACCAACCCACAGUUCCUGCUAAAGGUGGAUGAAGCAGAGAGUGACGGCAGCGAGGGUCUGAACGGCUCCUGCAGCGUGUUGGUGGCCGUCAUGCAGGAACACAGGCGAUCCAGGCGAGACUUCGGCGUAAAAAUGUUGCAGAUCGGCUUUGUGGUGUAUAAGACGAGGGACCCCACCAAACCUCUCCCAGCUGACUACUUCUAUCACCACUACGAGGAGAGCAGCUCAGGCGUGUACAUUAACUACAGGGAGGUACUGGCGAGGCUGGAGCUGACCCCGGGCUGCUACUCGAUCAUACCCGCCACCUUCACGCCAGACACCCCGGGACAGUUCAUGGUCAGAGUGUAUUCCCCGAGGCCAUUCCAUCUGUCACCCCUGCCUCCACCCACGACCCCGCCCGCGGCCUCUGAAGGGUGACGAUGUGAUGGUCAAGAAGGGAAGGGUGAAGGAAAGAAGCAUGUGAGAGGGGAAGGGUGAGAGAGGGAGAGGGGAGUAGGGGUGGUGAAGGAAAGAAAAUAGGGGAUAUGUUGAAUGAGUGAAUGAAUGUUAGAGAGAGAGAGAGAGAGAGAGAGAGAGAGAGAGAGAGAGAGAGAGAGAGAGAGAAAGCAUCAUUUAUCUUUGAUGUAAACAAUAGCACAAAACGACCAAGCCUUAUCAAUAAUAUAGAUAUACAAGUUAUGAACACGCUUAAGAGAGAGAGAGAGAGAGAGAGAGAGAGAGAGAGAGAGAGUUAUUUAUAAGUCACACUUAUAUUAGUGAUAAUUCUAAUAAUUUUUAAAAGGCUGACCAAUAGUUUAGUUGACUGACGUAGCUAAAGUGUGUGUGUGUGUGUGUGUGUGUGUGUCACUGUUGUCUAUGUAUAUAUCGAUCUCUUUCCCUGCACGUGGGUAAUGCAAGGCCGUACCGUUACCGUACCGUGCACCAAUGACUGACUUCGUACCAGCGAGAAUAUUACUGUACGUACACACACGCGGUCCGCACCCAAUUUUGUAAUGUAGGUGUGUUAUAUUAUAUGUGUGUAAUGUGUGUGUGUGUGUGUGUGUGUGUGUGUGUGUGUGUGUGUGUGUGUGUGUGUGUGUGUGUGGCUCUUGUUGCAAUGUAAAGUGAUGGGCUAAAUGUGUUCAUCCUAUUCCUCCUCCUCCUCCUUCUCUUCCUCCUCAUCCUCCUCCUCCUCUUCGUACUCCUCUUCGCCCUCCUCUUCCUUUUCCUCCUCCUCCAUUUUUUCGUCUUUAUUUCAUUAUGUCAUUGGUUCUUAUUUGGUUAUAAAGUGGUGGAUUAGAUUGUUAUUUUUCCUCCUCUUUCAACUCUCUUUCCUCCAGUUUUCAUCGUUCCUCCUCGUUAGCUUUUCCUUCUCCUCCUCUUCUUUCUCCUUUCCUGGUUGCUGCAUUUCGUCUCUCUGUUGAGGAAGAAUGACAGACUAAGAAGAGCUGUAAUCUUUUCUCAUUUUUUCUUUCCUUCUGUAUUUAUUUGUCCUUUUGAACUUAAUGACACUUUUAAAACUUAUAGAACGUCUUACUAGGAGCAGGAGUAGGAGGAAGAGGAGGAGAAGAUGGAAGAAAGGGUGGAUAGGAGAGGAUGGAAGGAAGAGAAGAAUGUAAAGGAAGGUGGAUGAGAAGAAGGUGGAGAGUGGAUGAGUGACGUGGAGUGAGAGGCAUAGAAAAAGGGAACUGAGGAACAUAUGUAAGAAAGUAAUGCAUUGGGGAAGGAAGGAAGACUCGGGUGGGGUUGGUGGGUGGUGGUGGCGGUGGUGGUGGUGUGUCAGGUGAGGCUGUGAGGUACGGGCCAGUAGACAGAGGAGCACCUCGCUGUGGUCACAGGAGCAGCUGGCGACUAUCGCAGAAGAACGGCGUAAUGCAAGGCAUCAAGGGAAGCUGUGGCUUGCUCCACUGACACUCAGGAAAUGGGCCUUGCAGAAGCUGACCAGAUGCACACAGGAAGUCUGUGAUCCAAAAGUGAGAGACGCUGGCUCUCCAUUUAAUUUACAUGUUUGUGAUGGUACAAAACACGUAUCACCAACACUGUGCUGUGGUCACCUGUCUCCAGGGUCUCCCUGCACCAGUUGGACCAACGUUGUGCCUGCCUGCCCACCCACCCGCCCGCCCGGGUACAAAAACACGUAUCGCCAACACUGUGUGCUGUGGUCACCCGUCUCCAGGGUCUCCUGUACCAGUUGGACCAACGCCUGCCUGCCUGCCUGCCCGCCCGUCCAGGAUGCCCUCCCUGGCUCACACUAGGAGGAGGAAGUGGCUGUGCUCUGAUUAAAAGUUCCCAAGUUCCCAUGCACCAAACAGACCAGCCCAGCCUCACACUGGAAAGGACAAUGUUGUCUGGAGUCAGCAACUUCGUUUCCCAACACUGAUUGGACCACCAACAUCCAGGAUGUGCUCCAUACCUCAACAUCUUACUAAAAUAUUAAGCCUAGAAAAUUUAAAUAAAAUAUCCAAAAAUUUGUAAAAAAUGGUUAAAGCAAGGCCUAAAAAACUGUACAAGUCCAAAACACUCUGAAGAGUCUCUGGAGAUUUUGUAAUGGAAAAAUUUGAUAAAAUUUAAUGAAAGUUAUGUGAGGGAAUGAAUAUCUCUUAAUUAAUCAUUAAAACACUAAUACAAAAUCUCCGGAGAGUCUUCCGGGUAUUUUGGACUUGACUGACUAAUUUUACAAUAUUGUUAGUCGACUACUAAUUUUACACAAUAUUGUUAGUCGACUAAUUUUACACAAUAUUAGUCCACUAAUUUUACAAUAUUGUUAGUCAACAUGGAAGUUCCAAGGAAUCUUGAAUUUGCUCUUUUUACACUGGAAGCUGGUCCACUUAGUGCUGGUGAUGGCUACUUCCUCCAGCUGUAGCCAUGAUGUGGUGGUGGUAGCAUGAAAUGCUGGCUACUCCUUCAGCCGUAGCCAUGAGGGGCUGGUGGUGAUGACAGCAAGAAAUGCUGUCACUUGCUCUGAAGGCUGGCUACUCCUUCAGCUGUAGCCAGCCAGCAGCCUCUCCUGGUGUUUCAUUUUCUUGCAAGCUGGAAAAUGGAGGAAAAGUAUCAAUAUAAACCUCAUACCAUUAAAAAGAUAUGAUGAAAUUGUCUAGCACAUACUAAAUCAGAGCAAGGAAGUGACGUAUGUAUGAAUGGCACAUUUAAAUCCCAAUAUACCAACAAGUAGUCUUUGAGCUUCAGCACAUCAAAACAAGAAAAACCUUACCUGUUAAAUCCUUGGUAUUCACUUGCUCCUUUCCUUGAUCUGUCUUGUGUCCUCAGACUGAUUAUUUCUUCCUUACUACGUACAGUGUCAUCACCACCACCACUGUCCACCACCUUGCUGAUAUUUUCACCCUGGGAAAAACUGCAGAUUGUACAAAUCAGUUAUAUGUAACUUGUAAUAAAAGUAAUCAGUUAUA